CGGCAGUUUCCAGCCUCGGAUUGACUGGAUUGUCGAUACAUACCGGAUGACCUAUACCUACCUGCACGGUGUGCACCGUGGAUGGUUGAUCAUUGGAUGCCUGAGCUGAGGCUCUAGUCGAGUGCAUUGGCUAGGAUGAAGCCAGCGCGAGUUUACGUAGUUCCCAGUCUUUUUUCUCACAGGGGUGGACGUGCAUGAUGAUCGGAUGUUGUGCACGCACAUCUCAUUACUGCCACGUCCGGGCUGGUAUCCGUAUUUACCGUAUUGUUCUAUUUCCUCUUUUGUUGUUUUACGGAGUACUCCGUAUUGAUAAGAUCCCCAUCAAACGUCCCGGACCGCUGUGGAACUACGGAACGCACAACUAUGGCUGGCAUAUGGGGAGCGGUCCACAUACCUUACUUCCCCCUGUGGGGUUUAUUCGGCGGUAACAAGAGUGGAAUAGGAUGACAUAUCCUAAAG
Aspergillus campestris IBT 28561 is the source of this 459-nucleotide messenger RNA. RefSeq lists its product as uncharacterized. NCBI's taxonomy places the organism in Eukaryota, Fungi, Ascomycota, Eurotiomycetes, Eurotiales, Aspergillaceae. The transcript has a single exon. The record is from RefSeq and is a predicted model, not a curated record. Bases 195 to 428 code for a protein of 77 amino acids.